CAGUUCCGUUGACUGGGGUGCUUCAUGAGACUUCUGUGCAAGUAUAAAUGGAGGCAGGUGAGACGCCCCUCACAGACAGCAGCUCUGCACUGAAGGAAUUGCCCUCAGCUCUCCCCAGCCCUGCAGCUGACACCAAGGCUGUCACCCAGUUCCUAGAGGAAGAAAUUCAGACUCUAGAAGUCCUCCUGAGAUGGGAAAAAUCAUCCUUUAUGACCGUGCCAACUUCCAGGGUUUGUCCAAAGAAUUCACCUCUGAUAUUGCCAAUCUAAGAGAUGCAGAUUGGAAUGAUCUUGCCUCCUCAGCUAAAGUAAUUGGCCAGCCUUGGGUGCUUUAUGAGCAUUCAAACUAUGGAGGCCGAUUUCUGGUACUUGAGGAAGGAGACCAUAGCUUUUUUGGUUCAAAGAUGAAUAAUACAAUCAGCUCUCUGCAGAUGAUCACUGAUGAUCUGAGCAAUCCUGAGAUCACUCUCUAUGAGCAUCCCAACUAUCAAGGGAAGAGCAAGGUAGUAACAGAAGCAACUAACCUGGCUGCAGGACACGACAAUGACAUCAUGUCUUCCCACAAAGUCCAGAGAGGUGCCUGGCUGCUGUGUGAAAAUAGUGAUGGAAGUGGAAUCCAAUAUGUUGCUCGAGAACGUGAAAACCUUCCAAAUUACAAGGCAAUCAAUCUCAAUAACAAGCUUUCCUUCCUGCGUCCCCUUCGUGCUGGCCGUUCUUAUUAGAAUGCAAAUCCUCCAAAGCUGAGGAAAGAUGCAGCCCUGGCAAGAAAUUUGAGACCUAGAUCUCUGCCUCUGCUUUUGUCAUGUUGUGAUUUUUUUUACAUGGCUUUUGCUAUUGUCUCUAACCAAUUUUGUUGGUGCCAUUAAAGAAGCUU
Molecule: messenger RNA, 873 nt
Organism: Prinia subflava (tawny-flanked prinia)
Lineage: Eukaryota; Metazoa; Chordata; Aves; Passeriformes; Cisticolidae
Product: epidermal differentiation-specific protein-like
Exons: 2
Coding region: 191-721 (176 amino acids)
Biological process (GO): visual perception; lens development in camera-type eye
Molecular function (GO): structural constituent of eye lens
Source: RefSeq, a predicted model, not a curated record